UAUUUUAAUAAGGUAAACAUUGAGCAGAAAGACCGACAAAUUGAGUUCAAUUUUCUUGAUGCAAAUACACAACAUUAGGAAUGUCUGAUAUUACUGGAGUUAUCCAACAACAAAAGAAAAAGAAACCUUGGUUGGGACAAGCAGCUCCACCAGGAUAUGUGCCUGGGUUAGGGAGAGGAGCUACAGGCUUUACUACACGAUCAGAUAUCGGUCCCGCUCGUGACGUAAGUGAUCCAACAGAUGAUAGACACGCUCCACCUGGAUUAAGGACGGUUGGAGAUCAACUUAAAGCUUCCAGGAAGACAGAAGAUGAAGAAGAGGACUUGAAUGAUGCUAAUUAUGAUGAGUUCACGGGUUACGCUGGGAACCUUUUUUCCUCCGGACCUUACGAGAAAGAUGACGAGGAAGCGGAUGCUGUUUAUGAGAGCGUGGAUCGGAAGAUGGAUGAACGGAGGAAGCAAUAUCGGGAGAGGAGGGAGAGGGAGGAGCUGGAGAGGUUCAGGGAAGAGAGACCGAAGAUUCAACAAAUGUUUUCCGAUUUAAAGAGGAAGUUGAGUGUGAUAUCCGAAGAUGAUUGGUCAAACAUACCUGCGGUCGGUGAUGCACGAAACAAGCGACAACGUAACCCCCAACUAGAGAAGAUAACCCCCGUGCCUGAUUCAUUGUUCACUAGAGGUUUGGCACAAAGUGCUACAGUCAAUACACUGGAUGCAAGACAACAGCAAUACGGUGGCAUCAACACUCCAUUUCCAUCUGGCUUAAACACUCCCUUCCCUGGCACAGCUACCCCAGGUUGGUCAACUCCUGCUGGUGAACUUGACAUGAGAAAGAUUGGCCAAGCUAGAAACACACUUAUGGACAUGAGGUUGAGCCAGGUAUCUGACUCAGUAAGCGGCCAAACAGUAGUUGACCCCAAGGGUUACCUCACGGAUCUUCACUCCAUGUUACCCCAAUAUGGUGGGGAUGUUGCCGAUAUUAAGAAGGCGAGGUUAUUGUUGAAAUCGGUUCGUGAAACCAACCCUAAGCACCCCCCUGCGUGGAUUGCUUCGGCUAGACUGGAGGAAGUAACAGGGAAGUUACAAGUUGCGAGGAAUAUUAUCAUGAAAGGGACGGAGAUGUGUCCUAAGAGUGAAGACGUUUGGUUGGAAGCAGCGAGGCUACAACCCAGUGAUGUUUCAAAAGCUGUGUGUGCUAGCGCCAUCGUGCAGUUGCCGUUAUCAGUGAAGAUAUGGAUACGAGCUGCAUCGCUCGAAACUGAUGAUAAAGCUAAGAAGAGAGUUUAUAGAAAAGCGCUUGAAAAUGUUCCAAACUCGGUUCGUUUAUGGAAAGUAGCCGUGGAGUUGGAAGAUACAGAUGACGCUCGUAUAAUGUUAUCGAGGGCAGUUGAAUGUUGUCCACAUAGUACUGAAUUGUGGUUGGCUCUUGCUAAGCUUGAAUCAUAUCAGAAUGCUAGAAAGGUAUUAAACAAAGCACGUGAACACAUUCCCACCGACCGACACAUUUGGAUAACAGCAGCCAAACUAGAGGAGGCGCACGACAACCAUAAGAUGGUGAACAAAAUUAUUGAAAGAUCAAUAACUUCACUCAAAGCUAAUAUGGUGGAUAUUAACAGAGAACAGUGGAUAAAAGAUGCAGAAGACACAGAAAAGUCGGGAAGUAUCGUGACUUGUCAAAGUAUAGUGAGGAAUGUAAUUGGUAUAGGAGUGGAGGAGGAAGAUAGGAAACAUACAUGGAUGAAUGAUGCUGAAAGUUCAAUCUCACAUGGUGCAUAUGAGUGUGCGCGUGCUAUGUAUGCUCAUGCUCUUAACUUACUUCCAAGCAAAAAGAGCAUCUGGCUACGAGCUGCAUACUUAGAGAAGAACCACGGCACUCGUGACUCGCUUGAAACUUUGCUACAGAAAGCUGUGGCUCAUUGUCCUAAAGCUGAAGUCCUCUGGUUGAUGGGAGCCAAGUCUAAAUGGAUGGCUAAUGAUAUCUCAGCUGCCAGAUCCAUUCUUGCCCUUGCUUUCCAAGCCAACCCGAACUCUGAAGACAUCUGGCUUGCUGCUGUUAAGUUGGAAUCGGAGAAUAAUGAACACGAUCGAGCGAGGAAACUUCUUGCGAAAGCUCGUGCUAAUGCUUGUACUGCACGUGUUAUGAUGAAGUCAAUCAAACUUGAAUGGUGUUUGAACCUACUUGAUGAUGCCCGAUCAUUACUUGAUGAAGCCACGAAUAAAUAUCCCGACUUUGCUAAACUAUGGAUGAUGAAAGGUCAGAUUUUCGAACAAGUUGGUGAAAUUCAAUCGGCGAGGGAAGCUUAUACUGCGGGUUUGGGAAAAUGUCCACGUGCCAUUCCAUUAUGGAUUCUAUUGAGCAAGCUUGAACAAAAGAAGGGAACGUUAACAAAGGCAAGAGCAGUGCUUGAGAAAGCUCGACUUAAGAACCCAAACUGCCCAGAACUCUGGUUAGCAUCUAUAAGGUUAGAAUGGAAGUCGGACAUAAAGAACAUCGCAAGUAGUUUGAUGGCACGCGCGUUGCAAGAAUGUCCAUCGUCGGGACUUCUAUGGUCCGAAGCAAUAUUCAUUGAGGCGCGACCACAGCGUAAAACGAAGAGCGUUGAUGCGUUAAAGAAAUGCGAACACGACUCGCAUGUUUUGCUCGCUGUUGCAAGAUUAUUCUGGAGCGAGCGCAAACUGACAAAAGCCCGCGAAUGGUUUUUAAGGACGGUUAAAAUUGACCAAGACUUUGGAGACGCUUGGGCUUUCUUCUAUCGGUUUGAACUCGCACAUGGGAAUGAAGAAAAACAGAACGAAGUUUUAAAGAGAUGCGUCAACGCUGAACCAAGACACGGACAACUCUGGCAAUCUGUUUCUAAAGAUAUCGCAAACUGGAAACUUAAAACAAUGGAAUUACUUCCGAUCGUAAGCGCUAAGGUCCCGGUGGUUUUCUGAUGUUUAUAUAGUGAUUCUAUGAGGACAAAUAUGUUUCUAUGUGCCAUGGAACGUAACAGGCGACAAAAAAUUGUAUGGGGUAUGUGAAGUAAAAAAUUGCGAAGAUGUGGACUAUAUUGUUAAACUAUUGGUUCUAAUUGGUAAAUAUGAUAUGAAAUGGAUAAUUGCUUUAACCCAAAUCAAAAUACUAGAGUUGUUUUUAGUAUUUACUCACAAAAUCAAGUUUUGGAAAUAAAUCAAAGGAAACAAUCAUGCACA
Messenger RNA from Ciona intestinalis (vase tunicate), 3188 nucleotides. The record is from RefSeq and is a predicted model, not a curated record. NCBI's taxonomy places the organism in Eukaryota, Metazoa, Chordata, Ascidiacea, Phlebobranchia, Cionidae.